Caenorhabditis elegans is the source of this 1644-nucleotide messenger RNA. It is a transcript of the gene K01G12.3, whose product is annotated as Glutamic acid-rich protein. The coding region runs from base 31 to 1449 and encodes 472 amino acids. The record is from RefSeq and is marked reviewed. The transcript has 5 exons. Lineage: Eukaryota; Metazoa; Nematoda; Chromadorea; Rhabditida; Rhabditidae.
UCAGCAUAUUCCUGCUAACUAGUAAGCACCAUGGAUCGCACAAAUUGGCUUGAUUCUUCAAAUAAUUCGCCAGAUAAUGCUGAUAAUGAGGAUGAGAAUGUUACUGAUGUAGUACAAAACGCUGGUCAAGCAGAGGCAAAUGAUUGGAAUGAGCCGGAAGACUAUGACGAAGAUUCAGAAGAUGAAGAAGAGGAUUACGAAGAGGGGUUAGACGAGAGCCUGGACACUGACAGUGACGAAGGUGUUGCAUAUCAUAAUGGAGAGCUUGAGCAGAUUGAAGUACCUUUACUACAGGAAAUCAAUAUUCAAGAGUCGUUUAAUAAAUUUCUGGAGGAGAGCAUUGCUCUUCAUCGAGCGAGAAUUGGAAUUAUUGAAUUGAUUCGGACAAUACGAGAUGGUGUUUUACGAAUUAUCCCCGAAGAAAAUUUAGAACUACUGAGACAAGAAGACGGACAAGAAUCAGCCGUGCUAAGUCAUCUGCAACUACGGGAUGAGUUGGAUAAACGAAAUUUUUUUGUGGAAUACGCCAUGGCGCUUCAAGAUGGACCUGUUGACGUUUCACGUGCCUUGACAAAACUUCGAAACGAUCAGGGUGAAAUAAAUGAAAUUCUAGCAGACCGGGCAGUUGAGAUCAAAUCUGAAGAGGAACGUCGAAAGAAACUACACCGAGUUGGUAAUUUUAUUUACAAUCAAUUUCAUCGGCGGCAACAAGCAGAACGGAAUAAUGCAAAUCGGCCAGUAGAGGAUCGAUUAGAAGAAGGGGAGAGGCCCAACCACGAUGAAGCAGAAUUUGAAUUUUGGCUCGAUUUGAUGAUUGCUCAACACAUAGUUUUACUGUCAAGAACUGAAGAAUACGAAGCAACACCCGAUAUGAAUCAUCAUAGAAUAAUGCAAAGCCGAGUGGAUCAGAAUUUUCAGAGAAUUCUAGCACCGGAAAAUGACAGCUGGAGUCGUGACAAACUUCAAAUUUUCCGUCUAUUGCUCACCGAGGAACAGAAUACUAUAGAAUCGCGUCGUUUUUUGUAUAAUUCAAUAUUGAAACAAAACCAUCAAGAUGACGCUGUGCUGUUUCAAGUGAUCACUACUCUACUGGAUCAAGUAAUUCGUCAAAAUUAUUAUUUAAACCUGAAUAUACCUGCUGAUAAUUUACCGCUUCGCAAUCCUCAGGAAUCAGAUCGAAACAAUGUGAAUGGCAAUGCAGACGGUGGAAAAAAUGAGAAACAUGGUGCAGAGGAUAGUUCAAAGAAAGAUGAGCAGAGGGAUGAGGCUAGAGAUAAAGAUCCACAAGACUCGAGGGAAGAUGUUGAAAAUGAGCUUUCGUGUAGCAAUUCAGCAUCAAAUAUUGGAAAUCAAGACAGAGAAGAUUCACAAGAUCCGCCACAAAGAUCACGAAAACGAGGAAAUCAAAGUGAAUUGCCAGUUUCCAAAAGGGCAAGAGAACAAGAGUAAUAAUAUAUUUUUUGAUAUUUUCUUAAUAUUAUCAUUUACUGAGUAUAUGAUAUGUUCACAAUUUUUUAAAUCAGAUAUUUGAUAAUAUUGAUUAUUUUCCUGUUAUUUCCAAUUUAUUCUCAAAAAAACCCUUUUUAUUUGCUUUUUCUGUUUCAAUCAGUUGUUUGUAGAACUAUUGAACAAUAAACUCGGUUU